Molecule: messenger RNA, 1751 nt
Organism: Taeniopygia guttata (zebra finch)
Lineage: Eukaryota; Metazoa; Chordata; Aves; Passeriformes; Estrildidae
Source: RefSeq, a predicted model, not a curated record
AUGGUGACAGUAUUCACAGUGGCAAAAAAGGUUUGGUUUCUACUAAUCCUGCCAAGAUACGACUCAACGUGCAGCCCCGCCGUGUCCCGGGAGCCGUGUCCGCUCCGCGCCGGGCUCCGGCAGCGGCAGCGCGGAGUGCCGGGAGCCCGGAGUGCCGGGAGCCCCGAGUGCCGGGAGCCCGGAGUGCCGGGAGCCCGGAGUGCCGGGAGCCCCGAGUGCCGGGAGCCCGGAGUGCCGGGAGCCCCGAGUACCGGGAGCCCGAGUGCCGGGAGCCCCGAGUGCCGGGAGCCCGAGUGCCCGCAGCCCCGAGUGCCGGGAGCCCCGAGUGCCGGGAGCCCCGAGUGCCGGGAGCCCCGAGUGCCGGGAGCCCAGAGUACCGGGAGCCCGGAGUGCCGGGAGCCCCGAGUGCCGGGAGCCCGGAGUGCCGGGAGCCCCGAGUGCCGGGAGCCCGGAGUGCCGGGAGCCCGGAGUACCGGGAGCCCGGAGUACCGGGAGCCCGGAGUGCCGGGAGCCCCGAGUGCCGGGAGCCCGGAGUGCCGGGAGCCCCGAGUGCCCGCAGCCCCGAGUGCCCGCAGCCCGCAGCCCGGAGUGCCCGACCCCGCACCGCGGAGUGCCCGGCCCCGCAGCCCCCGGCAGGGUGGCCGAGACAAUCACCUCGGCCCGGACAACAGCAGCUCGCCCAACGCCAGCGCCCGCGGGCGCUCUGCGCAGGACGAGUUCACCACCAUCGUGCUGCCCGUGCUCUACCUCGUCAUCUUCCUGGCCAGCCUGCUGCUGAACGGCCUCGCCGUGUGGAUCUUCUUCCACAUCAGGAACAAAACCAGCUUUAUAUUUUACCUCAAGAACAUCGUGGUGGCAGACCUGCUCAUGACGCUGACGUUCCCGUUCAAGAUCAUCCAGGACUCGCGGCUGGGGCCGUGGCACUUCAACUCCUUCCUGUGCCGCUACACCACGGUGCUGUUCUACGCCAACAUGUACACCACCAUCGUCUUCCUGGGGCUCAUCAGCAUCGACCGCUACCUGAAGGUGGUGAAGCCCUUUGGGGACUCCAGGAUGUACAGCAUCACCUUCACCAAGAUCCUGUCGGCCUGCGUCUGGGUGGUGAUGGCGUUCCUGGCGCUGCCAAACCUGAUCCUCACCAACGGCUACCCCACCAAGAGAAACGUGGACGACUGCCUGAAGCUGAAGUCUCCCCUGGGAGUCAAGUGGCACUCGGCUGUCGUCUACAUCAACACCUGCACGUUCGUGGUGGUGCUGAUCGUGCUGAUAGGGUGCUACAUUGCCAUUUCCAGGUACAUCUAUAAAUCCAGCAAACAGUUCAUCAGCUCGUCCAGCCGAAAGCGGAAGCACAACCAGAGUAUAAGGGUGGUUGUGGCUGUGUUCUUCACCUGCUUUUUGCCCUACCAUUUGUGCCGAAUACCCUUCACUUUUAGUCACCUGGACAAAAUUUUAGAUGACUCUGCACACAGAAUCUUGUAUUAUUGUAAGGAAAUGACACUGUUCCUGUCCGCAUGCAACGUCUGUCUGGACCCAAUCAUUUAUUUUUUCAUGUGUCGAUCAUUCUCACGAAGGCUGUUCAGGAAAUCCAACAUGAGAACCAGGAGCGAGAGCAUCAGGUCCCUCCAGAGCGUCAGGAGGUCAGAGGUGCGCAUCUACCACGAGUACACUGACGUCUGAAGGCACCCACAGAGACUCUGCUGACUUGUGAGAGUGCUUGUAUAUCAUGUAAAUAAAAUGUCUCUUUAAUAUGU